Diabrotica virgifera virgifera (western corn rootworm) is the source of this 16115-nucleotide messenger RNA. Its product is annotated as leucine-rich repeat protein SHOC-2-like. The record is from RefSeq and is a predicted model, not a curated record. Gene Ontology annotation, cellular component: extracellular matrix. Lineage: Eukaryota; Metazoa; Arthropoda; Insecta; Coleoptera; Chrysomelidae. Bases 170 to 2320 code for a protein of 716 amino acids. The transcript is spliced from 7 exons. Gene Ontology annotation, molecular function: protein binding.
CACUAAAGAAAAUUUAGGAGCCACUGCCACUGCUAGUGCUAGUCAGCUACUGACCGCUCAUCAUCUAACAGCUUUAUCUUGACUUGACGACGAGCAGCUUAAACAGCUUUUUUCGAGCGAACCGCGCGCGUGGUUUAAAUGUAAACGCCGGAAAAUUCGGGCAGUUGUGAUGGUUUUCCACCAGUUAGGGAUGCUCUUAGUGCUCCUUAUUUCCCUUAUAGGGGUUACGCACAGUUUACAACAUUGUCCGAUAUGGAAAGAAAUCGUCCCUUGUACGUGUAAGACAGAUAAAAGUGAUGCUCUUGUAAAAUUAACGUCGAUAUCGUGUGAUAAAAUGGAAUCUUUCGAUCAUGUCUUGGACAAACUUCGAGGACAUUUUCAACCUACUGAUAGAGUGUCGUUACGUUUGGCGUUUUCAUCCCUUGGUGAUUUAUAUAAACAUUCUUUUAAAGAACUUAAUAUGACUAUUGAAAAUUUAAAACUAAAUCAUGAUUUUAUUGGGUACCUGAAUGCAGAAACGUUCCAAAGCUUAACACGAGUCAAUUAUUUAAGUUUAGCAGAUAACGAUUUAGAAGAAGUACCUGAAAAGUUAUGGAAAGAAAUGCCAAAUGUCAAAACCUUAGAUUUAGGAAGAACAAAAAUUAAGGCGUUGUAUGAAAGUAGCUUUGUUGGUUUGAAACAAAUAGAAUGCCUUGUUCUUCCUGGAAACCAAAUCUCACAAAUGAACCCCAGAUCUAUUCCAAAUCAAAUUCAACGGUUACAUCUUGGAAGAAACCACAUACGAGAUUUGAAUAACAGCCUAAGAAAUUUGUCUGAGUUAAGAUGGUUGUUUAUCAAUUCUAACGAACUUGUGGAUAUAGAUAGUCAGCUGCCAAAAUAUGCUCCAAACCUCAUAUUAAUCCAUGCUUCGCAUAACGAGUUACAUAGAUUGCCACAACAGUUGAAGAAUUACCCAUAUCUGGAGUCUAUAUUUUUCCAUAAUAACAGGCUGGCAUCUUUAGAUGGAGCUUUAUCCAAAAGUACACAUUUGCAACGUGUUGUUCUGGAACACAAUCAGAUUAAUCUAAUAUCAAAAGAAGAUUUCGCGGAGACGUCCAUGUUGGAGUCUUUAUUAUUAGGGCAUAAUGAGCUUGCGACUCUAAACAACUCAUUAGUAAAGUUGACCCGGUUGAACUUCCUUAAUCUAACUUUUAACAAAUUAAAGGAAUUUUCACUACAAGAAAUCGUUGAUUUGAAAGAACUAAGAAGCAUAGAUCUGUCUUACAAUCUAAUAACAACUUUAUCUGGACCACCUGCAAAUUUGGUAGAUUGGAACAUAAAAUUGACAGAAUUAAAACUCGAUCAUAACUACAUUGAAACUUUAAACGGAGCCCUAUCAGGUCUGACAGAACUUCUCAGGCUAAAUUUAAGUUUCAAUAAACUCAAGAAAAUUUUACCAGAAGAUUUUAUAGGAUUAGAAGAAUUAAGAUUGUUAGACAUUUCAUACAAUCAUUUAACGACACUGGAGGAAACUAGCAAGACCUAUUUACCAAGAUUGUCAGAGCUAAAAGCAAGUCAUAAUUAUCUAACAAUACUGGACAAAGAUUUUCAUGGAUUGCCGGUGUUAUGCCAUGCCGAUUUAUCCAACAAUCAGAUUGUUGCUCUUGGUAGAGACUUAGUGGCUAAAACUCGAUGUACAUUGGAGCACGGUGUCCAUGAAGGAACAUGGGAUACGUUGAAGAUAUACCUUCAAGAUAAUCCAAUUCUUUGCGAUGCUGCCCUACCAGAUAUCGUAUCCAUCAUGGAAACGAAUCAUACAAAAAUUAUCGGAAUAUCACAUUGUCCACCAUUGAGUGAACAACCUACAACCUCUAAACCCAAUGCUUUCCUAGGCUACAUUCCGGAAUCAACAAUAGGUUUGCACUACCCCAGACCUGAGUAUCAAAAUGAACAAGCCAAUCAGAAAAACACCAUACCAACUGUGCAAUCCGACGCCACAUUAAAUGCUAAGCUACAUUAUAAUAUUCAGAAUGAACCGAUAUCUAACGAACCUCUAAAGAAGGAUGUUGUGCUAAAUGUACAAACCUCAGCAAGUAAUGAUCAAAUUCACAAUCCAUUCAGGGUAUUAAACGAUACAGUGAAUACAGCUGCAAAUAAAAGCGAAACAUUACAGUCGGAUCAAGCUUUCGAUCCUGUAAAACAAGGUCAGCAAAUCAACAAAUUAGCUUCAGAAAUCGAAGAACUUCGAACGAGAAUCGAUGAGUUAACGUCACAAAAUCAAAUGUUGAUGCACCAGAAAUUUAACAAAAACGAUAAGCUUUCGGAGCUGCAGAAGCCGUAAAUAGAAAUUUGAAAAAUGAAUAUUAUUAAUAUUAACUUAUUACUAGUCAUUUAAUGCUACUUCUUAGGAAUUUUUAGUAAAUUGCGAAAAAACAAGCUUCUCGGGUCAUCUAGCACUUCUGCGCCACGGAAGAAAUGAUUUCGGUUAAACAAUUAACACAUUUUCUUAAAGUUUCUUUCCAUCUUUACUAUUUGUGACAUAACGGAAAACAAAAAUCUGAUUGGUAGGUACUAUAAAUGGGUGUUUUUAUUUAGGUACCUUAUUCGGUUCCAUGACAUUUGAGAACAAAUUAAUGAUCUUUACUAUUUGUGACAUAACGGAAAACAAAAAUCUGAUUGGUAGGUACUAUAAAUGGGUGUUUUUAUUUAGGUACCUUAUUCGGUUCCAUGACAUUUGAGAACAAAUUAAUGAUCCUAUCCAAACCAAAUUAUUAAAAACCACUGUGAAUCAUCAUCACAGUAAUUAAUAGCAGAUAAUAUGUUGAGGUUCAUCAUUCAGCUUCAGGAGCUCGUAUAGUUUGACUAAUCAUAUUUCCCAGCUAUUCGUGUCCAUCUCCUACAUAUAUUGCCUCAGUAUACUGUGUGUUGAGAAGCUUUGUCGUAAUGUCUGCCCAUGGCUGUGUAGCUCUGUCGCUUUAGCGUUAACUCUGAAGGUACAGCCAACACAGUGUCUUGUUUCAAAGAAAUUUUAAUUUCCGAAAUGAAAGUAGACCCAUUUUAUGGCAGGGUACACAUAGUGCGACCGAUAUGUGAAACAAUUGCACAUUUAAUGAUACAAGCAUAUAAUUUGCACCACAUAUACUACACAUAUAAAGGUUCAAAUUUAGAUAUGAGGCCAUCUCAGAUUUUGUCUUUUACAAAAAUGGCGGGCGUUCAAAAUGGCGGCUAUACUUAUGUGUUUAAUAGUACCAUAACUUUUGAACGAAAAGUCCGAUUUCAACCAAAUUUGGUAUAUAGGUUUUCUUUUUGAUUUACAAGAGGGAUAUGGUGAACCGGAAGAAUCGGUUUACCAGAAGUUGUGUUUUUACUGGUUGUUUAUGUAAAAAUAUGUCUUUUUUUUCAAUUUUUUCCCUCUGUAUAUAUUAAUUUUUCAAAAAGGUAAUACCGCAAUUGAAAAGAGCGUAAAAAUAUUUUGUAGAAAAUAUUUUGAACUUUUUAGUUAUGUUAAUUAUCAUUUAAUAAAUGCAUAACGUAUCAUCACAAGUACCUAUGUGUGGCAAAUUCGUGCAAACAUUAUAAGAAUUAUUGUGUAUUUAAUGGUAGAAGCAUAUAAUUUGGACCACAUAUACUACACACAUCAAGGUUCAAAUUUAGAUAUAAGGCCAUCUCAGAUUUUACCUUUUACAAAAAUGGCGGGCAUGCAAAAUGGCGACUAUACAUAUGUGACUUAUAGCACGAUAACUUUUGAACGAAAAGUCCGAUUUCAACCAAAUUUGUUAUAUAGAUUCUUAUUUUGAUGUGUUAGACCAAGGUCUUGAACCGGAAGAAUCGAUUUACCAGAAGUUGUGUUUUUCCUGAUUUUUAUGUAAAAACAUGUUGUUUUUUUACCAAUUCUUUCACCCUGUAUAUAUUAAUUUUUCAAAAAGUUAAUACCGACGUUGAAAAGAGCGUAAAAAUAUUUUCUAGGAAAUAUUUUGAACUCUUUAGUUAUAUUAAUUACUAAUUAAUAAAUGCUUAACGUAUCUUAACAUGUACCUAUGAAUCUAUGUGCGGCGCAUUCGUGCAAAUAAUAUAAGAAUUAUUGUACAUUUAAUGGUAAAAGCAUAUAAUUUGGACCACACACACACUACACAUACAAAGAUUCAAAUUUAGAUAUGAGGCCAUCUCAGAUUUCAUCUUUUACAAAAAUGGCAGGCAUUCAAAAUGAAUCUACCGCACAUAGGUACAUGUGAAGAUACGUUAUGCAUUUAUUAAAUGGUAAUUAACAUAACUAAAAAGUUCAAAAUCUUUCCUAAAAAAUAUUUUUACACUAUUUUCAAUGGCGGUAUUACCUUUUUGAAAAAUUAAUAUAUACAGGGUGAAAGAAUUGAAAAAAACAACAACAUAUUUUUACAUAAAAAAAAAUAAAAACACAACUUCUGGUAAACCGAUUCUUCCGGUUCAAGACCUCGAUCUUAUUCAUCAAAAAAAGAAACUUGAUACCAAAUUUGGCUAAAAUCGGACUUUUCGUUCAAAAGUUAUCGUGCUAUUAGUCACAUAUGUAUAGCCACAUUUUGAAUGCUCGCCAUUUUUGUAAAAGACAAAAUCUGAGAUGGCUUCAUAUCUAAAUUUGAACUUUUGUAUGUGUAGUAUAAGUUGUCCAAAUUAUAUGACUCUACCAUUAAACGUACAAUAAUUCUUAUAAUAUUUGCACGAAUCUGCCACAUAUAGGUACAUGUGAAGAUACGGUAUGCAUUUAUUAAAUGGUAAUUAUAAUUAACAUAACUACAAAGUUCAAAAUAUUUCCUAAAACAUAUUCUUACGCUCUUUUCAAUAGUGGUAUUACCAUUUUGAAAAAUUAAUAUAUACAGGGUGAAAAAAUUGAAAAUAAAUUAUUUACAUAAUAUAAAAUAGUUUUACAUAAAUAACCAGAAAAAACAAAACUUCUGGUAAAACGAUUCUUCCGGUUUAUGGCAUCGAUCUUGUAAAUCACAAAACGAACCUACGUACCAAAUUUGGUUGAAAUCGGACUUUUCAUUCAAAAGAUAUCGUGCUAUUAGUCAUAUAUGUAUAGUCGCCCAUUUUGAAUGACCGCCAUUUUUGUAAAAGGCAAAAUCUGAGAUGGCCUCAUAUCUAAAUUUGAACCUUUAUUUGUGCAGUAUAUGUGGACCAAAUUAUACGCUUGUAUCAUUAAAUGUGCAAUUCUUAUAAUAUAUUGCACGAAUCUGCCGCACUAACACAAACAUUUCAAAAUCAAAAGUGUGGCAGACAAAUUAUGGACAGAAGACAAAUUAUGGAAUUGUUUGUGGUGUAGGUAUGCUUUUCUAUAUCUAUUAAUGGGAUGUACAGAUGUACACACUUUGACUUUUAACAAACACUCUAUGAAUGGACCAUCUCCUAAAAGAUUAGCAAUUCGACGUGUUCGUGUGAGGGGCAUGACGAAAUAUGAUAUUUGAACAGCUUAUCUGUGGACAGCUUCUCGCUUGUCGCCCGCUACAUUGUCUCUCGAGAUAAAUCACUCGCAAGCCUGGCCGUAAGGCCCUUUGAACUACCAACCGCUCCAUUUUGUGAUCGAUUCGAUGGAUAUUACCAAAAACUUGAAAAUUUUAGAGUAAACAGUACUAGAGAGACGUUGAUUGAAUCUAGAACCGAUAGAUCAUUUGUCAUACUCUCGUUGCUUUAUCUGUUUCUGUUAUUAGAGCUCUUCACUCCAUAAUAUGCCUUUAUUUGUUCGUCGGUAAAUUCGCUCUUCUUGUGCUGAGGCUUCAUAUGCAGUUCCUUUUAGAGAUCCCAAUAUGCAAGCGUGGAGCCGAUUUGUCGCGUAGUUUUUAUUGAAUUGAUUAUUAUGUGGGUACCUACUUGAUUCAGGGUACUUUUUUCUACAGCCAAAUAAAUGGGGUUCGCACAAAUAGUCCCCGGACAAAAAAUCCCCACACAUUUUUUAUGAUAAAAUAUCCCCACAAAAAAUUCCGGACAAAAAAUCCUCAAGAAAUAUGUGCUGCCGAAUAGUUAUCUAAAAGUUUUCCCGUGAAUGCAAUCGACGCAAAUGUUUUUCAGCCUUGGUGCAUGAGAGUUACCUAUAGCAAUCGCCAUGAAACCGCUUUUCGGCACGAAAAUAAUGAUUAGCAUUUGAAAUGUUGCCUGCAUUGAAUCGAAACUGAUGACUAAAUAAAAAGGAACAGAUUUUUUUGCAUUACAAUCAAGAUUAUCGUUUUCAGGACCAGCAGUUAUCAUCACGAAUACUCAAUGUUUUGAACAGAGUUAUUCAAAGCAGAGUGAGCAAAAGAUUUAAGCGAAUAAUUACAACAUGAUUCCCACAGCCUUCACUCAUUCUCCAUAUCUUCCACGAUUUUUGAAAAAACAAUUGGAACUCAAAAUUUGGUAAUUGAAAUUAUAAUUCAUGCAUAAUUUUAAGUGCUAAUCAUUAUUUUUAUGCCAAAAAGCGAUAUUAUGGCGAUUGCUACAACUCUCAUGUGCCGAGGUUGAAAACCAUUUGCUUCGAUUGCAUUCAUGGGAAAACUUUUAGAGAACUUCUUCUUCUUAAAAUUCCCUCUCCUGUCGGAGGUUGGAUAUCAUAAUGGCUAUGGUCACUUUGUUUGCUGCUGCUCUGAACAGUUGUAAUGAACUACAGUUAAACCAUUCUCUAAGGUUCCUCAGCCAGGAGAUGCGUCUUCUUUCUAUGCCUCUUCUUCCUUGGAUCCUUCAUUGCAUAAUAAUUCUCAGCAACUCGUAUUUUUCUCCUCUGGUAAUGUGACCCAAAUAUUCCAGUUUUCUAGUUUUUAUACUCUUCAUCAACGGCGGAUCCAGCAACCUUGCAAGGUGGAGGCAAUGAAAUAAAAAUUUUAUGUGACUGGCGUACGCAGGAUUUUUUUUUUCGGGAUGAGCUGUUAUUUUCUUAUUCUUCAUGUACCAUGUCCUUUCAGAACGUUAGUUACCAUCACAGGUAUCUUAAUUUUAUUUAUUGCUACUCUAAAUCAUCCAUAAAGUUCUUCUUCGUCCUGGACUGCGUUUGCCUGCUAUUUUCACUUGAAUAAUAUUUUGUAGCAACCUAUAUUUGGGACCUCUCAAUAAAUGUCAGAAAUAAUCCAGCUAUCUCUUCUUGAUUUGAUGCUUCUUAUAAUCGCAGUAGUCUUGCUGAGACAUUCUAGUAUUGUGGAGUUUCGAAUCUUCUCCAUCCAAUAAACUCUUAAAAUUCUUCUAUAGCACCACAUUUCGAGAGCCUCAAGGCGAUUUAGAUCGAUUUUAUUCACAGUUCAAGACUCGACACCAUACAGUAAGACCGAGAACACGUGGCAGCGAAGUAGUCGGAUCCUUACUGCCAAGUGUAGGUCUCUGUUACAUAAUACUUUGGACAUCCUUCUAAAAGCGGCUCUUAUUCGGGGGGUUUUAUUAAAUGAUCAAAUUACCAUAACAUAUCACCGACAAUUAUUAUUUUUAUCUUUUCUCUGGCAUUGAAUUGAAUAGACGGCAAUAAACAGAUUUAUUGUGGGACUUUUUCAGUUAGAUAUUAUGUUCCAAAGACUUUUAAUAAUUUUCAUUUCUAAGGAAUUCUGCCAUAUUUAUGUUUCAGUUAUUCAGUUAUCAACAGGACAUUCAUUAUUUAUGUUCAAUCGUAAUCUCUUUCUUAAAAACAGUGUCAGUAGACACCAAGGCGAGGUCUCAAGGAGGGGGCAAUAAUUGACUUAAUUGCCCCCCUCCCCCUUGGAUCCGCGCCUGCUCUUCAUAAUUUCUAACUCCUAUUUAGAGAACUAUUCAGCAGCAAAUAUUUCUAGGGGUUAUUUUGUCCAAAAAACUUUAUGGGGAUUAUUUGUCCGGAAUUUUUUGUGGGUUUUUUUUUUGUCCGGAGAUUAUUUGUGGAGAUAUUUUGUCUGGGGAUUUUUUGUGCAGGGAUAAUUUGUGAAGAUUUCUUGUCCUAGUUUCAAAUAAAUAGACUUAAGUUUUAACUUAUUAAUGACGAAAUGAAGAAAAGAUUUAUCUAAGUAGAUCGAACUUCUCGAGAUACUUUCAUUUGACCGUGGCGCUCAAGUGGUAUAUAGGUACCCGUUACACGCAAUGAGAAACAAAGUGCCUUUAAUGCGUAGUUUUUUUGAACCGUAGAAUAUUAGAAAGUAUAACUAAUAGAAAGUGCCUGAAAUCGCCUUAACGUUAGAGCGUACGCACUUUUGUUUUCUAAAAGUACCUGUAUAAUGUAUAUAGACUUAUUUACAAAAACUUCACUUGUUCAAGGUUCAAAUUGGCACAGUGAGCAAUUCUUUGUUGGAUUUAAAAAUGUAUUUAUCCCGACCACAAAUCAUAACAAGAGUAAUGUGAUAUAUUAGGUGAAUUUAUUAUUUUGACUAGUGCCAUAUUUUACAAAUCACGAUAAGUUUUUUAAGACUUGAAUAAUCGAUAAACGAUAACAGGUCGAAUAUAUUUUAAUUUUUGUUUAAAAAACGAAUGGCCUACAGGCCGAUAAGCGUACCUAUCUAUACCUACUAACGUUAACAUUCAUAAUACCAAAGACAUCUCUUACUCAAAAAACUUCAUUCUGAUUUAUUUGACGAUUUAAAUUUCGUGCUAAACCAGGACACUUAGCACUAAAAACACCGGAAUAAAUCGAUUUUUAGAUACAGCACCUAGAGAUUUGCAACUUUUUGCAUUGUGUUCAGGAUGAUGUCAGGAAAAGUUUGCAAUCCUCGCUGAUUUGCAAAAAGGUGCCAAGUACCAUUUUUUAUAUCUUUACUAAGUGGAUCUUCUAAGCUCCUUUUUAUACAACCAGUUUAAAAAAAAUGUUACUUAUUGGCACCAAAAAAUUAUGAGACUAUCUGACUAUCUCAACACCGAUAAGUAAUACACUUGACCCCUUUUUUCAGAAUAGGUAGAACCUUCGUACAUAUCAUUUUUGCACAUAACCCCUCUUUUGAAUAAAAUGUCACUUGGCACCUUUUUGCAAAUCAGCGACACAAUAGAAAAAUGGGUGGAAAUGUAUAAUUGCAUUAUAAAGUGCAUAAAAUGCAUCCGAAAGUGCAUAAAGAGGUCAAAAUAAGCAUAUGUAUAUUAAGGGCCAGAUUUUGUUACUCGGGAGUUUUUGGGGUCACUGAACACGACUACGUCAUCAGAACCGACCUCCGGAGCACCUGGUAUCCAAGGUCACUGCUAAGGAACGUCAUCUUGAGGUUCGAGGGUAUCGGCACUAAAUUGAUGCAAAUUACCUGAGAGGUUUUUGGAAUCGCUGAACACGAAUAUGCCAUCAAAGCCGACCUCCCGGAGCACCGGGUCCCCAAUCCCAGGCAACCAAGUGACGUCAUAUAACGUUGAGGAAACGUCAGUUUUUGGUUGAAUAUAACACGUGUUUGAACAUUACGUCAUAUAGACGUCUUUUGUAGGUGAUUUUAAAUACGUAAGAUUAAUGACGUUAAAAUUACGUUUAAAAAACGUUUUAAUUUCAGACAGCGUAAGUCUGACGUCACAAAAUUGGGAGGAGCUUGCUUGUUUGUAUUGACUCAAAACAAUUUCGUUUAGUUAUGUUCCAACAAUUUCGCUAAAUGUUCAUAACUCAUAAGAAAUUUCUCAUUUAUUGUUUAUGCGGUUUGUGUCUUGUGUGAUAAAAUAAGACUUUUCAUUUAGAUAUUUAGUUGAAGAAACGUGUUAAUUAAGAGAUGUUUAUGCGUUUUUGCUCAGUGAGUUAGUUUAAUGCAGUAAUUCUUCUUGACAACUAUUUGAGGUUAUGUUUAUUUGUUUUUAAUUAAGCGUAGAUAUUACGACAGCGUUAAAUUAAGAUAUUAAGUAUGCUGGAUAAUUUGUUAAUAAAUUAUUUAUUAGUUUCAUAUAUAUGUUGUUUCAGUUUUGACACAGUAAAUAGGUAUAUAUAACUAGUGAAAGUUCUAUAAUGUGAGGGCUGGUACAAUCAUGCAGAAUCAAUGUUGCUUCUAGCGCACAAGCGAUCUUAAACAAAUGGUAGUAUAUCUUCGACACAUGGGAAGUAGGCCUAUAGGUUUCUUGUUACCUAUUUUUUAUACUAUUUUGAAACAUCUGAAAGAGGUCACUUUUUGAAAGUAUUAAAGACGUGAUUUUAUCGACGUAUAAAGGUCGUCAUCUUUUUGACGUUGGAAAAUCGUCACGAUCUCGACGUGAAAAAAACGUAGAUACGAUUACGUUUUAAAAUCGUCACCAUUAUGACGUCAAAUCGAUGAGACAAAUACACGUGAUUUUCAACUCAGUACUACGUCAUAGAAACACGUCAAUUGGUCAUUUUUAUGACGUGUUAUCUACGUUAUAAAAGCGUCGUUUGGUUGCUUGUGAUGUCACUGCUAAGUCUAAGGUACGUCGUCUUCUGGAGUUCCGACAACCACUCUACGAAGAAGAAAAUUGAGUGACAAUACAAAGAAAGACCCUCUUGGACCCUCCUCCACUUUAAGCGAAAUUGGUGAAAAAAAGUUGGUCGAACAUAUCUUAAAACUUCAAAAAAACGGAUUUUUCGGCAUUAAAUUAAUGCGAAUAGAUUACUCGGUGGUUUUUGGGGUUGCUGUUGCUGAAAACGAAUACGCCAUCAGAACCGACACACGGAGCAUGUGGUGUCUAUGGUCACGUCAUCUUCUGGAGUUCCAGAACUCUCAUCACUAAAUUGAUGCAAACCGAUUACACGAGGGGUUUUUGGGGUUGCUGUACACGUUUUCAGAACUGACCACCGGAGCACCUGUGUCCACGGUCACUGCUAAGGUAUGCUCAGGCCGCCGAGAGGAAUGAGCGGGUCCCGGUAACAAGUGAAGAGCGGGCCCCCACAAAAAGUGAUAAGCGAAAAAAUUGUUUAACUUUUAUAAGAAAUAAAAUUAUCAAUAAUAAAUAAUAAGAAAUAUUUCAAUUAUAAGUUUUAUUAAAUUUUGAUUAUAUUUACAGCGACAAUUUUUAUAAUACCUACAGGUACUCUUCGAGUUUUCUGAUUGGCAAAGAUGUUUAUAAUUUUCGAAAAAUCGCAUGAUUUUGCCAAAUUAUUAUCAAUGUACAAAGUUGCUAGGCCAGUUAACCGAUCCUAUUUCAUUGUACAUCUCGUAGCAUUUUUAAUGCGAGAAAGACAACUAAAGGAUAUUUUCUCUUCAGCGGGUUAAUAAUUGCUUAAAAAAAUAUAUGACAAUAUUAAAUAUUUCACAGCAAAAUAUUUCGUCGGACUCAAAAUUAUCAGUCGACGUCACUAUACUAGGCCCAGGCAAAUCAUCCAAAAAUUUGGCAAGUUUCUUGCGCUGUUUUUACAAUAAAACAAUAAAAUAUAGCUGAGUGGUAAGAGCAAACAGUAGCGAUCAACAGGUAGCAACAAACGCGUUCCAAGAUUGCGGCUCUAAUUUUGAAUAUUUUGUCGAGAUAUUUGGCACACAUAUUCGUAAUAUAAUAAAGAAUGGCGGUACAGAGCCCAAUUUCAGAAAUAUGUUAGUAUGUGGAAAUUACUCUGUAACUAAAUAAAAUAUUGAAAAAAGGAGCCUGUACCGCCAUUAAGAAAGACAAAAAAUACACUUUCUUCAAAUAAACUUUUUUAUCCCGUGCCUAGAUUUUGUGUCACAUUGGAACUACUAAAAAUCGCUUUUUUUAUAACAAGAAAUCGAACGUCACUGACUUGGCAACAUUUUGCGCCUAUGUGUAUAAAAAUUAUUUUUCCGCAAAUCGCCAGGAAAUUUUGACAUUCCUGUCAAAAUUUCUUGAAGAAAAAGGCAGGACUUCCUUACUGUAAGGAAAUGUCAUUUCCUUACUGUAAGGAAAUGAUAUUUCCGUACAGUUGUUAGUGUUCUACAUAAAUGAUAGAAAAUUAUUAAUAAUCCAUAAAACGUCUGUAUGCAUUUUCGUACUUUUCUCUUGAUUUCUUUGGCAAUAAUUCUAAUGAAGCAGUAUUCACUGCCUCAACCAGCUCUGGAGGAGUCCCAGGAAUGGAAAUUUCAUCAUCACUUAUCAUUUUACUUUCGAGAACACCAGCAAUUAAAUUUAUAAGCGUCAAGUUUGACAAUUCAACCUCAAUACGUUUCCAUAGUAACCCAAGUAAUUUUAUUAGGAAUUUCAAAGCACCAUUUAUUUGGGAAUAAAAUUAUCGCGUUUUUUUUAAAUCAAUCAAUAUCUGUCGAAUUUUAAACGAUUUGCGGAAAAAUAGUAUGUUUACCUCGUAGGAAAAGCCACAUUCCUGGACUCUGUGUUGCUAAGUCUCGGCUUGCGCCUCGACUUAGCAAUCUUCACAGUCGUCCAGGAAUGUUAAGCUUUUCCUACCCGGUAAACAAUGUACUAGUUUUUGAUAGUAUAACGUCACUGUCAGUGUCGAAUUACCGACUCACUGUUGCCUCACUUUUGAAAGUUCGCAGAACUUUCGCAAUCUUGGACCGGGUUUGUUGCUACCUGUUGAUCGCUACUGUGUGCUCUUAAUUAAACGCAUUAUGCACAUAAAGUGAAGAGCAAAAAACGGGAAAAAUUACGUCUUUGGUUUGGUCGACGCCGGGCCCCUACAAAAUGUACCGGCUGUACCCCCUCACGGCGGGCCUGGGUAUGCUAUAUCUUCUGGAGUUUGGAGGGUUUUGGCUUGGACACCAGGUGCACCGAGGUCGGUUCUGUUGGUGUAUUCUUGUUCCCAAAAACCUCCGAGUAACAAAAUCUGGCCCUUAAUACACUUAUUUUGAUGUGUUUACGCACUUUAAAAUGCAACUCUACAUUUCCACCCAUUUUUCUAUAGUAGACUUUUUCCUGACAUUAUGCAAAAAGUUGCAAGUCUCUAGGUGCUGUAUUUAAAAACCGAAUUAUUUUGUGCUAAAUGCCCUUGUCUGCGCAAUCGCAUAGUAUAUUUAGUAUGGUACAAGUCCACAGAACUAUCUGAAACCGCUAAGGUCAGACCGAUCCAAAAUUUUGGUUGCACGACGUUGUCAGAUCAAUCGGGUUUCAAAGGGUUUUCGGUUUUUUAUUUGUUACUUGUUUCACAGUAAAAUUUCUUUCUGUUCCCUCUUGCAUAAAUUUAAACAAUUUUUAUCAACGAUUUUAUCUAGCAAUGUCUCAACACCACUGAUUUCGUGCAUAUAGCAUUUUAAAUUGCGUUUAAGUCCCCUCUCCUUGAUUUGCUACCCGAGUGACCUGUGCGGUUUCAGAUACUUCUGUACUAUUGUAAGUUAUACAUUUUUCUCUAAAGUUGAUCGUUUUCGAGUUAUAAACAAUUUAAAACUGAAAAAAGAACGAAAGAUGACAAUUUUCAAGGCUCAAAAACACAAGUAAAAAUAUCAUUUUUGUAAUCAUCAAGUACAUAAAUUCAAGUUCAAACAUUUUUCUAUCAGGUCUCGAUAAGAAGUUUAGCCAUGUUUUAUUCUAAAACAUAUUUUUUUAAUUGUCAAUGAGGAAGGGUUCUUAUGGGGAGACGGGCAUUAACAACUAAAAAACAAUGUUUCAGAAUGAAAUAAGUACAAAAUACUUAUCAAGAACUGAUAGAAUAAGGAUUGAACUUGAAUUUAGGUACUUCGUAAUUGCAAAAAUGAUAUUUUAUACAUAUGUUUUUGAGCCUUAAAAAUCGUUGUCUUUCGUUCUUUUUUCAGUUUUCAAUUGUUUAUAACUAGAAAACGAUCAACUUUAGAGAAAAAUUACAAAAGGCCUUUUUUGUUUAGAAUGACCUAAAAAAUCUGAAAUAAUAUCUGUUUGGAUCAAAAUUGUUUUUUUAAAUUCAUAAAAAACAUUUUAUUUUUUAAUCAUUAAUUAAUUAUAGUUAGAACAAGAUUAGAUCGGGCAACCCUUGUUUUUUGUAAUUGUUAACUUGCUAAAUUACAUAUCCAAUAAUUUUUAUCCAUUGAACAGAUAGGUGCAAAUCGACCUUAUAUCGUAUCUUAGACUAACAAAAAGUUUAUUGAAACUGAUUGGAUAGUUAAAAAUCUAUACAAAAACCUGGUUAUUGCUUGAGAGCCGUAUACUUGACACAUAUUUUUUCUAUGUAGAAAACUCUAUUCUGAUAGAAAAUAUACAGGGUGUUUCAUUGGCAAACGGAAAUACUUUAACGGUGAAUAGAGGUCACCAGCCAGUUCAAGACAUACUAAAUUUUUUGAACUGCCGACUCUUAUAACCAAGUUACAGGGUGUUUUAUCGAUUUUGCCCAUUUCUUUCCUAAGCCCUAACUUUAGAACCACCCUGUAUAUUUUUUUGAUUUGUGGUACACAUAUGUCUCAUUUAAAACCCAAACGACCGACAUACUAACCAUAAGAAAAAUCCAGGUCCUGAUUAACAAAAAAAUAUAAAGUAAUUGUGACCUUAAAACAACACCCUGUAUAUUCAAAUUUUGAAAAUCUGUUUGCAUAUUUGAAAAGAGCACAAAAAAGUAAGUUUAAUGGUUCGCUUCAAUUUUUCGGCCAGACAAUUUUAUGACUUUAAUUUUGAAAUUAUAUUGAAUUUUUUAAGAACUCUGAUAUUAAAAAGCAGGUAAUAUUAACUUUUAGUUAUAAAUUAUUAAAGUUAAUGAAUAAAUACUCAUUUUAAAAAUAUUCAAUACUUAUUUACCACAUUUUAACGACCCAAUUACUAAUGACAAGAAAAAUCCAUGUCCGGAUUUACAAAAAAAUAUUAAGUAAUUGUGAGCUUGAACCAACACCCUGUAUAUUAUAAUUCUGAAAAUUUGUCAGCGCAUUUUAAAAGAGCAUAAAAACUGUGAUUAAACGUUCAUUUUAAUUUUUUCGCCGUUGAUUUAAUUACAUACAUCAAUUUUAAAAUUAUAUUGAAAUUUUAAAGAACUCUGAGAUUAAAAACCAGAUAUGUAUUAUUAACUUUUAAUAAUUUAGUGUUAAUGAAUCAAUACUUAUUUUAAAAAUACUUAAUACUUAUUUACUACCCUGGCUUCAUGGAUUCUCUGUAUUUGUAGCUGUAUGCACAUCAUUAAAAAUUAGAAUUGCGAUAUUUUAAUGAUUUAGUAAAGAAACAAUUCAACAAUUUAACAUAAAUUAAAAAUAUUUGAACUAGAAAUAACAGUUGCUCAAAAUGUUCGACAUUUUGUUCGAUGCAUUUUCUUGCUCGUUUUAAACGAUUUCGAAUCGAUUUUCUUAUUACAUUGGAAUUGUUCUUCAUUUUUCUGGCAGCUUCUUGUGACCUUGACAGAAUUAAUCAAUAUGAUUUCAAAAUUGCCGUAAUUAAAUUAUCUGCGCAAAAAUUUGACAUGCACCUUUUAACGCAGUUUUUGAUGCUCUUUUAAAAUGCGCAGACAAAUUUUCAUAAUUUCAAUAUACAGGGUGUUGGUUUAAGCUCACAAUUACUUUAUAUUUUUUUUGUUAAUCCGGACCUGGAUUUUUCUUGUCAUUAGUAAUUGGGCCGUUCCAAUGUGGUAAAUAAGUAUUGAUUAUUUUUAAAAUGAGUAUUUAUUCAUUAACUUUAAUAAUUUAUAACUAAAAGUUAGUAAUACCUGCUUUUUAAUGGCAGAGUUCUUAAAAAAUUCAAUAUAAUAUCAAAAUUAAAGUCAUAAAAUUGUCUGGCCGAAAAAUUGAAGCGAACCAUUAAACUUAGUUUUUUUGUGCUCUUUUCAAAUAUGCAAACAGAUUUUCAAAAUUUGAAUAUACAGGGUGUUGUUUUAAGCUCACAAUUACUUUAUAAUUUUUUGUUAAUCCGGACCUGGAUUUUUCUUAUGUUAGUAUGUCGGUCGUUUGGGUUUUGAGUGAGACAUACGUGUACCAAGUAUCAAAAAAAUAUUCAGGGUGGUUCUAAAGUUAUGGCUUAAUAAAGAAAUGGGCAAAAUCGAUAAAACACCCUGUAACUCGGUUAUAAAAGUCGGUAGGGCAAAAAAUGUAGUAUAUCUAGAACCGGCUCGGUGACCUCUAUUCACCAUUAAAGUAUUUCCGUUUCCCAAUGAAACACCCUGUAUAAAACCACAGUGUUUCUGGCUCUCUAAUCUUCAUCAGUAUUGUAUGUAAGUUACUAGGCUCACUAAUAUGUUUGUGAGGCCAAAGGAAGAUUUAUAAUUUAGCCAGAAAUGCUGAAGUUAUUUUUAGUUUAAAUUUAUAGUUACAUAAUUAUGUAACAUUUUUGUUAAAUUAUUCGAUCCGUUAUCUAGUGUUAAAUAAUUAAAUAAUUAAUAAAUGAUAAAUCUUUGUAAAUAUGUUGGGCUUUUUAGACUAUAGGAUUUUCUUCUAAUAGGAAAUAAUACACGUAUUUUAUAUUAAUUAAUAUUUACAUAUAUUAAAAAUGUUUUAAAUCUAAAA